Messenger RNA from Kluyveromyces marxianus DMKU3-1042, 501 nucleotides. RefSeq names its product putative high mobility group protein B3-like protein (gene ABF2). Bases 1 to 501 code for a protein of 166 amino acids. The transcript has a single exon. The record is from RefSeq and is a predicted model, not a curated record. Lineage: Eukaryota; Fungi; Ascomycota; Saccharomycetes; Saccharomycetales; Saccharomycetaceae.
AUGCUUUUCAAACGUUUCCUUUCUAUCACCCCAAUUACAUCACAGGCAGCAGCAACAGCUAUUAAACCAAAAAGACCUCCAACGGCCUUCUCGUACUAUUUCAAACAAAAUGUCAAACAAAUAUGCGAAGCGAACAACGUCAAGACUGUUGAUGCUAUGAAGAUUGCUGGUGAGAAAUGGAGAAGCUUCUCUGAAAGCGAGAAACAAAAGUACUUUGACGAGGUGAAGCCACUUCUUGAGAAUUACCAAGCACAGCUAAAAGAAUUUGAAAAGAACUUGCCUCCAAAGAGACCAGCAACUUCUUUCGGUUUGUAUUUGAAAGAAGUUUCUCCAGAUAGAAGAGCCCAAAACCCUGGUUUGAACCAGGUUGAAAUAAUGAAGUUGGUCAGCAACGAAUGGAAGAAUAUGGACGAGUCGCUCAAGAAUAAGUACAGAGAGCAAUUCGCCGAGCAACUGGCUGUUUACAACAAAGCGGUCGAGAAGUUUAAAAAAUCAGCCUAA